GGGAAGCCGCGCCCCCAGGCCCAGCCCGGCGCAGAAGCCCGGCCUCGGAGCCCAUCGCCCGGGCCCUACUGGGCCCUACUGGCCCCUCGGCCGCCACCCCAGCGCCGCGGCCGCUCCCGCCGCCCAGGGCCGCGAACCCGCGCCCAUCCCGCGGUCGGGGGCACCCCGCCCUCUUCGCCGUGACGAAUCGGCUCCCGGCUGGGACACUAUCCAAACUCGAGGAGUUUUGAGGAAACUGUACGGCCUGAAAAAAAAAUCCUUGACUCUACUAAGCAUCGCCGCAUCCUCGCCAGAAGGGUUAUUUUUCGAAAGCGAGCCGGGCGCGGCCGGGAGAGAAAUCGAGCCGAGUGUGGAAAGUGCGAGCGCGGAAGCUCCGGCGCGAGGGGCGGGGCGAGUGCGGGACAAAGGGAAGCGAAGCCGGAGCUGCGGGCGCUUUUUCGGCCCGCGGCACUUUUGAAGCUGUUUACCAAUAUAAGGAAACGAGAAGUUCAUCAUCCUACCCAGUUUCCUUUUACACUGCCUCCAGGAAUAAAAGACUGCUCUAUUUAAACAGAAGUUCUCAUCCCAAAAGCAAGUGUCUCAGAUUCAUUCUUAAGGAACUGAGAACUUAAUCUUCCAAAAUGUCAAAAAGACCAUCUUAUGCCCCACCUCCCACCCCAGCUCCUGCAACACAAAUGCCCAGCACACCAGGGUUUGUGGGAUACAAUCCAUACAGUCAUCUCGCCUACAACAACUACAGGCUGGGAGGGAACCCGGGCACCAACAGCCGGGUCACGGCAUCCUCUGGUAUUACGAUUCCAAAACCCCCAAAGCCACCAGAUAAGCCGCUGAUGCCCUACAUGAGGUACAGCAGAAAGGUCUGGGACCAAGUAAAGGCUUCCAACCCUGACCUAAAGUUGUGGGAGAUUGGCAAGAUUAUUGGUGGCAUGUGGCGAGAUCUCACUGAUGAAGAAAAACAAGAAUAUUUAAACGAAUACGAAGCAGAAAAGAUAGAGUACAAUGAAUCUAUGAAGGCCUAUCAUAAUUCCCCCGCAUACCUUGCUUACAUCAAUGCAAAAAGUCGUGCAGAAGCUGCGUUAGAGGAAGAAAGUCGACAGAGACAGUCUCGCAUGGAGAAAGGAGAACCUUACAUGAGCAUUCAGCCUGCUGAAGAUCCUGAUGAUUAUGAUGAUGGCUUUUCAAUGAAGCAUACAGCCACCGCCCGUUUCCAGAGAAACCACCGCCUCAUCAGUGAAAUCCUUAGUGAGAGUGUGGUGCCAGACGUUCGGUCAGUUGUCACAACAGCUAGAAUGCAGGUCCUGAAGCGACAGGUCCAGUCCUUAAUGGUUCAUCAGCGAAAACUAGAAGCUGAACUUCUUCAAAUAGAGGAACGGCACCAGGAAAAGAAGAGGAAAUUCCUGGAAAGCACAGAUUCAUUUAACAAUGAACUUAAAAGGUUGUGUGGUCUGAAGGUAGAAGUGGAUAUGGAAAAGAUUGCAGCUGAAAUCGCACAGGCUGAGGAGCAGGCCCGCAAAAGGCAGGAGGAAAGGGAGAAGGAGGCAGCAGAGCAAGCCGAGCGCAGUCAGAGCGGCAUUCCUCCUGAGGAAGAACAAGUGGCAAACAAAACCGAGGAGAAGAAAGAUGACGAGAACAUUCCAAUGGAGACAGAGGAGGCACACCUUGAAGAAACGACGGAGAGCCAACAAAAUGGUGAAGAAGGAACGUCCACUCCAGAGGACAAGGAGAGUGGGCAGGAGGGGGUGGACAGCAUGGCGGAGGAGGGGACCAGUGAUAGUAACACUGGCUCAGAGAGCAACAGUGCAACAGUGGAAGAGCCACCAACAGAUCCCAUGCCAGAAGAUGAGAAGAAAGAAUAAUUGUUGCCUUGUUUUAUGUGUCCUAAAUACUUUUUUAAAUGAAAAAAAAUGUUUUUUGGUUUUAAUGGUG
Messenger RNA from Sciurus carolinensis (gray squirrel), 1926 nucleotides. RefSeq names its product SWI/SNF related, matrix associated, actin dependent regulator of chromatin, subfamily e, member 1 (gene Smarce1). Gene Ontology annotation, molecular function: nucleosomal DNA binding; nuclear receptor binding. The transcript is spliced from 12 exons. Bases 621 to 1856 code for a protein of 411 amino acids. Gene Ontology annotation, biological process: negative regulation of DNA-templated transcription. The record is from RefSeq and is a predicted model, not a curated record. Lineage: Eukaryota; Metazoa; Chordata; Mammalia; Rodentia; Sciuridae. Gene Ontology annotation, cellular component: SWI/SNF complex.